AUGAUCUCGGAGGAUAUCCCAAGCGAGAGCAACACAGUGCUGAUUUACGCCCCAAGUAUUACUUUCUUCAUUGUGACGCCUAUCUUUAUCCUUUUCCGCUUUUGGGACCGUGUAGCCAGGCGAUCGAUCUACGGGUUUGGUCGCCAUAUUGAAGCCUUGACCACAGAUGAUAAGUUGAUGGCGCUCAAGUUAUUCUAUGUCGCCCAGAUAUUCUACAAACUCACUUGCAAGCCGCUCAGAGGUGCCUGGGAUAAAUCUACCCAGUCAACUUGCAUUGGCCUCAACAAGAACUGGCACGCAAAUGCUGGGUUUUCCAUUGGCACCGAUGCCUUGAUAUUGGCGUUAUCAAUGCAGUCUAUAUGGAUAAGUCAACUACCCAUCACGCACAAACGUGCACUCACGAUGAUUCUCACCAUGGGUGGCAGUGUUGACAUCCAUCGUGCGCAUGACAACUCUCGAUCUGGCAACUAG
Molecule: messenger RNA, 471 nt
Organism: Fusarium subglutinans
Lineage: Eukaryota; Fungi; Ascomycota; Sordariomycetes; Hypocreales; Nectriaceae
Exons: 5
Coding region: 1-471 (156 amino acids)
Source: RefSeq, a predicted model, not a curated record